AUGGCCGCUACAAACGGUACAAACGGUACCAACGGCACCAACGGCACCAACGGUACUAAUGGCGUCCACGCCGUUGACUUGGCGAUCGCUACAAGCCCGAACAAUCUUGAGGCUGUACCUGGCCUUCUGAAAGAACUCAAUGCCGGCAUUGGGUCUUUGUCCAACGGUGGUGACGAAGUUCGCCAUGAUCUCUUGCUCAAGGCUCGCUCGUUAGUUCAAGCUCUCGAAGCUCCCAGAGAGACGAUGAUCAAGCACUGCUGGGCACAGACUGGUGCCUUGGCCGGUAUCAACUUUGGCGUUGACUCGGGCCUAUGGAAGCUUAUGGCUCAGAACGGCGACAGAACCCAAAAGGUGGAUGAGCUGGCUGGAUCUCUCGGUGUUGACGCAGCGCUGCUGAGUCGCCUUAUGCGCCAUCUCGGUGCUAUGGGUUAUAUUAAGGAGACUGGCCUCGAUGAGUAUCAGCCAACCAACUUCUCCAAGUCUUUAAGCAUCCCCAUCAUCGGAGAUGGAUAUAUUGCCAUGACUUCUUGUACCGGCGCUGGUCCCCUGAGGUUUCAUGAGUACUCUCGCAAAAGAGGCUUCAAGAAUCCCACCGACGCUAAAGAUACAUCUAUGAUGUACGCCUAUGGGACUGACAAGGACAUGUUUGCGUGGCAACAAGAUCUGGGUUAUGGCACACACUUCAACAAUCACAUGUCUGGCUACCGCCAAGGCCGCACACCCUGGAUGGCCCCUGGCUUUUUCCCUGUUAAGGAGAGGCUGAUCGACGGUGCCGACACGGAUGCUGACGCGCCCUUUUUGGUGGACAUUGGAGGCAGUAUCGGCCACGACCUGGCCGAGUUUCACCACUACCACCCCAAUGUGCCUGGUAAACUCAUCUUACAAGACCUGCCAGUUGUAAUUGGCCAGAUCCAAGAGUUGACACCGGCCAUCACCCCCAUGGGUUAUGACUUCCUGACAGAGCAGCCCGUCAAGGGAGCGCGAGUCUACUACAUGCACUCAUGCCUGCAUGAUUGGCCGGAUGAUGUCUGCGAAAAGAUUCUGGCACAAAUCAAGGCGGCCAUGAAGCCGGGCUACAGCAAGCUACUUAUCAACGAGAACGUGAUACCGUCGACGGGAGCUUGGUGGGAGACAUCGGCGCUUGACAUGGUUAUGCUGACGCUUUUCUGCUCCAAGGAGCGUACGGAGGGCGAUUGGUACAAUCUCCUGGAGAAGAUUGCUGGGCUAAAGAUUGUCAAAAUUUGGGGCGCAGGUAAGGGUGUUGAGAGCCUGAUUGAGGUUGAGCUUCCGUGA
This is a messenger RNA of Colletotrichum truncatum, 1293 nucleotides long. RefSeq names its product sterigmatocystin 8-o-methyltransferase. Lineage: Eukaryota; Fungi; Ascomycota; Sordariomycetes; Glomerellales; Glomerellaceae. Gene Ontology annotation, molecular function: O-methyltransferase activity. The record is from RefSeq and is a predicted model, not a curated record.